Coregonus clupeaformis (lake whitefish) is the source of this 1304-nucleotide messenger RNA. Its product is annotated as adenine nucleotide translocase lysine N-methyltransferase. Gene Ontology annotation, biological process: regulation of mitochondrial ATP synthesis coupled proton transport; peptidyl-lysine trimethylation; positive regulation of proton-transporting ATP synthase activity, rotational mechanism. Bases 273 to 911 code for a protein of 212 amino acids. The record is from RefSeq and is a predicted model, not a curated record. Gene Ontology annotation, molecular function: protein-lysine N-methyltransferase activity. Lineage: Eukaryota; Metazoa; Chordata; Actinopteri; Salmoniformes; Salmonidae. The transcript is spliced from 6 exons. Gene Ontology annotation, cellular component: mitochondrion.
AGGCUACUGUCCAUUUAGGAGUUGUUGUCAACCUCAGUUAUGGAAAGUAAAUUACCUAUCCAUGUACCAGGAACGGAUUUGAUUGGGUGUGUUAUUAAUUAAUGACUCCUGGGCAGGAUAUUAAGCAUUUGGCCUUUUUGAUUGACCUCUACUGACCGUCUGGAUGGCUCAUUGAGCUAUUAAAGAAGCGAUUGCUGAGACAGGGGGCGCGUCAGUAGUACUAAUAUAGAUGCUAACCACUGCUUUAUGUAGCCUAAUAGAGACAGUUUAUCAUGGAGGACUCCACAGAAUUCAUCCUCCAGGAUCAAGGCUCCAGGAUGAUCUAUGGCAGUAAGGACAACCCCAUCCUGACAGCUGCUACUGGGGCUUUGCUCGCUGGCCUCUACGGGAUGUGGACUAUGUUUGCCCUUCCUGGCUUCCGCAAAGUGCCAAGAAGACUCAAGGUGCCUUACCUGCCCUCGAGUAAAGCUCAGAUCGUAAACGCCAUGCAGCUGCUGGAGGGACGCAGAGGCCAACUAGCUGAUCUGGGAUCAGGAGACGGGAGACUGGUGUUUGCUGCCUACUCUGUUGGCCUCCAGUGCACUGGAUUUGAGAUCAACUCCAUGUUGCUGGCAUAUGCUAGAGUGAAGGCACGCUGGAGAGGAGUACCACCCAGCCAGGCAAACUUUGUCAACAAGGACUUCUGGAAGACUGAUUUGUCAAACUACAACAACGUGACUGUAUUCCUAGCCCCAGGAUUGAUGGAGGUGUUGGGUGAGAAGCUGCUGAGGGAGCUUCCUGAUGACGCGCAUAUCAUCGCCUGCCGCUUCCCCUUCCCCCAGUGGCCCCACCGAGCCUCGCAGGGCGACGGCCUCGACCAGGCCUGGGCCUAUGACAUCAGCACUGUGCGCUCAGCCCUGGGCCAGGCAUGACCCUAUGACAUCAUACUGUGCAUCGAUGACUGGAUUAAUCCUAAUGUCAUUCACUGGUUCACACCAAACCCAAUAUAUGCUAAUUAACACCCCAAUCAAAUGACAAACCCUGUAUCGCCAACUGCGUCUUUCUUUGUAUACAUUUUGUUUGUUGAUUUAUUGAACAAUAUAUGAAGGGUGAGGUGUGUGCCAAGCUUCAUUGGUCAAACGUAAAGGAAGGGAAUUAUAAACAUGUCCUUACACUGUGAUUAAACCAGGUGCCAGAUACUGUAUGUCCUGUGAGAACAAAUAUGCAGAGCAUUUGAAAGAAUUAUGUAAAUUUCUCUUUCCCACUGUGGUGUGAAAGUAAGGUUGCAAACUGUGAGAGAAAUUAAUACAAUUCUAUUUUCUGGA